AUGAAUUGGCAAGAAGUAGCCAAAGCAUCUCAAGCCAAAGUGCUUAAUUCGAUCCCUAACCGCUGGCGAAUAGAUAUCAAUCAGUACAAAGACCUCAAAGAUGUCACCAAUGUGCCGUACAUCUGUGGCCUGCUCACUGAAGAGCAGCUCAGAAUCACGGAGCUCACAGUCACGGAAAUAGUCAAGAAACUUGAGGCUCACGAGCUUAAAGCAGUGCAGGUCUUGGAAGCAUUUGCUGGACGCGCUGCUAUCGCGCAUCAACUUGUCAAUUGCCUGGCCGAAUGGUUCUAUGAAGAAGGCCUGGCUCAUGCAAGAGAGCUUGAUGAAGCGCUAGAGAAGGGUGGUCAACUGAAAGGUUUACUGCAUGGUCUUCCCAUCGCUCUCAAAGAUAUUCAUUGCAUUGCAGGCCAUGCUUCAACUAUGGCCUUCGUCUCAGGCAGGAACAACAUCGUCAGCCAGGAUUCCGCGGUCGUAGCUGCUCUGCGUGCUCAAGGCGCCAUAUUCUUCUGCAAGACCACUAUGCCUCAAUCGGCCAUGGCAAUCGAGACGGUCAGCAACCUCUGGGGUCGCACUUUGAACCCGUACAAUCGAGACCUAAAUGCCGGAGGUAGUUCUGGAGGCGAUGCUGUCCUGGUAGCUAUGAAGGGUACACCUCUCACGCCCUCGACUGAUCUCGGUGGAUCGAUUCGUGUACCAGCUGCUUUCAACGGGCUGUAUGCUCUCAAACCAACGGCUGCACGUGUCCCAAAAGGUGGGAUGCCAGAUCUUGGACAAAAUCUGAUUCAAGUUUCUUUUGGACCUAUUGGCCACUCCAUUGAGGAUAUAGAGUUACUGACUCGAGUCAUCAAUGCCCAUCCUUACAAUAGAUUUGAUGUGACUAGCGUGCCUGUUCCCUGGAGGGCGAUCAAUUCUCCAGAGGGGAAGCUGAAGAUCGGGCUACUGAAAUGGGAUGGCGUCGUAAUGCCUCACCCACCAAUUCUUCGAGCACUGGAGCACAUCAAGCAACUGUUGAUAGAAGCUGGUCACAAGGUCAUUGACUUUGAGCCGCCGUUCGACUGCUGGCAAGCUUUGAGGACUACCUUCGACAUUUACUACCAAGGCGGAGCUGAUACUGCCGUCGCCGCACUUGAAGAAUCUGGUGAACCCAUGAUCCCAGCAUUUGCCGACCUGCUCAAGGUCUUUAAUGUUCGAAAGCUUCCCGCUUCGGAGAUUCUACAGUUGAGUGGCAAGGUACGAGACUACAAAGAGCAGUUCCUAGCAGCAUGGGAUAAAACAGCCAACGAUGGGCGUUCAAUGGACGCCUUGAUAUGCCCUCCGGCACCUGGCGUGGGCUAUCCUCAUGACUUCAAUACAUACUGGGGAUACACCUCGCUCUUCAAUCUGAUCGACUAUCCUGCUGCGAUAUUGCCGAUGCCAGGACUCAAGGUCAACGCGGAGCAGGAUCCUCUUGAUUCGGAAUACGUACCAUUGGGCACGAAUCCCUACGAUAAACCCAACCACGAGAUUUACGAUCCUCACCUUUUUGAGAACCAAGCAAUAUGCAUACAAGUGGUCGGCCGUCCUUUCGAAGAUGAAGAGCUCAUUCGAGUAUCGGCAACUCUUGAUGCAUUAUUUCAUGGUCUAUAG
Fusarium tjaetaba is the source of this 1626-nucleotide messenger RNA. RefSeq lists its product as uncharacterized. Lineage: Eukaryota; Fungi; Ascomycota; Sordariomycetes; Hypocreales; Nectriaceae. The record is from RefSeq and is a predicted model, not a curated record. The transcript is spliced from 7 exons. Bases 1 to 1626 code for a protein of 541 amino acids.